Molecule: messenger RNA, 3288 nt
Organism: Aspergillus melleus
Lineage: Eukaryota; Fungi; Ascomycota; Eurotiomycetes; Eurotiales; Aspergillaceae
Gene: GDH2
Product: glutamate dehydrogenase (NAD(+))
Exons: 4
Coding region: 1-3288 (1095 amino acids)
Cellular component (GO): mitochondrion
Molecular function (GO): L-glutamate dehydrogenase (NAD+) activity
Source: RefSeq, a predicted model, not a curated record
AUGGCAUCCCCCGCAUCUUCUACGACCCCGCAGUCCGAGGGGCAGCUCAAUGGUAGCAAUACCCUCCCCGUGCGCCCCGGUCCUAAGCUCUACGGCAGCAACGACGGCGCCCAUUCCGGCGCUGGAACCCCCAUUGGCUUCCAGCGUCACCCUCACAACAAAAUCCUUGACAAUGUAGCCGGCUCAAGUGUGCGCCAUCCCUCUCCCCAGCCCACCCAUCUGGGUAUCCCCGGCGGUGGCCUGCACCGGGUUCUCUCCGAGGAAGACCCGGGCUACGUUGCCGCCAAGUUCGAAGGGAAGGAAAAGCAGAUGGAACAAGUCAUGGAUCAGCUGGAGACCCGGGGUUUUAUCCCCGCUGAAUUUGUCGUCGGCGAGACCGAAUGGUUCUACAACAAGCUGGGAAUCGACGACACGUAUUUCCAAACCGAGUCGGUCGAUGCCAUUGUCACUCAGAUCCUCUCCCUCUACGCCGCUAAGGUUGCCGCUUACGCCCGUGACGACAAGAAGCUGGAAAUUCGCCUGGACAAGGAAGCCGAGGACCACGCCGUCUACAUUGACACCAGCAAGCCCGGCGUGUCGUCCGUCGAAGGCCCGCGUUAUGAGCAGAGAAUCGACAAGAAGUAUGUCAACGGCUCGACUCCGGAUAACAGCUACCGAGUCGAGACUUUCCGCUCGCCCACGUCCAUGCCCGGCGAUGAUGGUCAGCAGCUUCGCUGCUACUUCGUGUACAAGUGCCAGUUCGCAAACCCUAACCCAGGCCCCAACGAGACCAACAUCGAUAUCAUCGGCGAGAAGCGAUUCUUGCAGAAGGCGACGGCCAAUACCAAGGCCCUCUACCAGGAGAUCAUCAGCAACGCCGUUGCCCGGUCCGGUCCCGUCAUCGAGAUGUUUGAGAUUGAGAAGAGCCGCGAGAAGCGCCUGGUUAUUGCCUACCGCCAGGGAUCUGCCAUGGGCCUGUUCAGUGCGCUCUCCGACUUGUACCACUACUACCGUUUGACCAGCUCGCGGAAGUACCUGGAGAACUUCUCCAACGGUAUCACGGUCAUCUCUCUGUAUCUGCGCCCGUUGAAGGAUGCUGAGAUCGCCGCCAAAUACCCUCCCAUCGAGGCAGCCAUCCACCAGAUCAUCAAGGAGGUCUCUCUCCUCUACUGUAUCCCCCAGAACCGCUUCCAGCACCACUUCGCCGUCGGUCGUCUCAGCUUGCAGGAGACGAUCUAUGCGCACUGUGCGUGGGUAUUCGUGCAACAGUUCCUGAACCGACUGGGCUCGGAGUACACCUCUUUGACCGACCUCCUCGACUCGAGCAACAGCGUUCACGCAGAGCUUUUGGCCAAGAUCAAGAAGCGACUGCGUACCGAAACCUUCACCUCCGACUACAUUUCGGAGAUCGUUAACAAGUACCCCGAGCUCAUCCACAAGCUCUAUCUGGACUUCGCCAACACGCAUUACGUGCAGACGCGUGGUCCCGCCGAGGAUGACUUCCUCCCCACUCUGAGUUAUCUUCGCCUCCAGGUCGACGAGGUGUUGGACGGGCCCCGGCUCAAGCAACUCAUCUCGAGUUCCGUUGCUAACGAGCACGACGAGAUGGUUAUGAGUGCCUUCCGCGUGUUUAACAGCUCCAUUCUGAAGACCAACUUCUUCACCCCGACCAAGGUGGCCCUCAGCUUCCGGCUGAACCCCGACUUCCUGCCGGAACACGAAUACCCCCAGCGACUCUACGGUAUGUUUUUGGUCAUCAGCUCGGAGUUCCGCGGGUUCCAUCUGCGUUUCCGCGACAUCGCUCGUGGCGGCAUCCGUAUGGUCAAGAGCAGGAACAACGAAGCAUACAGCAUCAACGCCCGCUCGCUAUUUGACGAAAAUUACAACUUGGCCAACACCCAACAGCGCAAGAACAAGGAUAUCCCCGAAGGCGGUGCCAAGGGUGUGAUCCUCCUCGACGUGAACCAUCAGGACAAGGGCCGCGUCGCUUUCGAGAAAUACAUUGACAGCAUCCUGGACCUUCUGCUUCCCCCGGUGAGUCCCGGUAUCAAGGAUCCGAUCGUUGACCUGCACGGCAAGGAUGAGAUCCUCUUCAUGGGACCGGACGAGAACACGGCCGAACUGGUCAACUGGGCCACCGAGCACGCUAGGAACCGAGGUGCCCCGUGGUGGAAGUCAUUCUUCACGGGCAAGAGCCCCAAACUGGGUGGCAUCCCCCACGAUACCUACGGCAUGACGACCCUGUCCGUUCGCCAGUAUGUUCUCGGUAUCUAUCGCAAGCUGAACAUCGACCCCUCCACCGUCCGCAAACUGCAAACCGGUGGCCCCGACGGAGAUCUAGGCUCGAAUGAGAUCCUUCUCUCCAACGAGAAGUACACUGCCAUCGUGGAUGGAUCGGGUGUCAUUGUUGACCCCCAGGGCCUGAACCACGAGGAGCUCGUGCGACUGGCCAAGAAGCGAGUGACCAUCUCGGAAUUCGACGUCUCGAAGCUUUCUGGAGAAGGUUAUCGCGUGCUGGUUGACGAGAGCAACGUGAAGCUGCCGAGUGGCGAGCUGGUCCACAAUGGAAUGAUAUUCCGCAACACCUUCCACCUGCGCCCGGAUCAACCGUACGACAUCUUCGUGCCUUGCGGAGGCCGCCCCGAGUCUAUCGAUCUUUCCACCGUCGGACGACUGAUCCGGGACGGCAAGUCGAUCGUCCCGUACAUCGUGGAGGGUGCCAAUCUGUUCAUCACCCAAGACAGCAAGCUUCGACUCGAGCGAGCCGGCUGCAUCUUGUUCAAGGACGCCUCCGCCAAUAAGGGUGGUGUGACGUCAUCAUCCCUCGAGGUUCUGGCGUCUCUCUCGUUUGAUGACAAGGGAUUCGUGGAGAACAUGUGCAUCGGUGAAGAUGGCAGCGUGCCGGCGUUCUACAGUGAUUACGUGCGACAGGUGCAGGAGGUCAUUAAGCAGAACGCUACGCUUGAAUUCGAGGCCAUCUGGCGCGAACACGUGGAGACCGGUCUCCUGCGCAGCGUGCUGAGUGACCGUCUCAGCGUGGCCAUUACCAAGCUCGACGAAGAGCUGCAGGAGACUGAACUGUGGGACAACGUCGACCUUCGCCGCUCCGUCCUGGGUGACGCCCUGCCGAAGCUGCUCCUGGACAAGAUUGGUCUGGAAACCAUUCUUGAGCGAGUUCCCGAGAGUUACUUGCGUGCCAUCUUUGGCAGCUACCUGGCCAGCCGCUUUGUCUACGAGUACGGCAGCAGCCCGUCUCAAUUCUCCUUCUUCGAUUUUAUGACCAAACGUCUUGCUCAGGCCAAGGCAUAA